Phragmites australis (common reed) is the source of this 3283-nucleotide messenger RNA. RefSeq names its product protein ALTERED PHOSPHATE STARVATION RESPONSE 1-like. NCBI's taxonomy places the organism in Eukaryota, Viridiplantae, Streptophyta, Magnoliopsida, Poales, Poaceae. The record is from RefSeq and is a predicted model, not a curated record. Bases 854 to 2926 code for a protein of 690 amino acids. The transcript is spliced from 6 exons.
CGGUGGAGGGAGUUUCGGUGACAGUGGUGGAAAGUGGCAGCUCUGACCACAUUCCUACACCACCAUCCCACCCCUGCUGCCUGCACAAUUUCUUCCCCUACUUUAUUGCAAAAAACCAAAUCCCACACCUUCUCUUUCCCCUUCCUUUCUCUCUCCCUCCUCCUGCCUGUCGCCGAUCCCUCUUUCUCUCUCUUCGUCCCAAGCCCCAAUUGCCUCCUGCAGUCUUCGUACUUGCCCCCAGAGAGAGACAAUGGAGAAAGAGAGAUGGGUUCUUGGGAGUUGGGAGUGAGAACCACAUGAUGCCAUUACCACCAUCUCUCUCUUUUCUUUUUGUUGGCAUAUUCUUCUCCUCCGGUUGUCUAGAUCCUUCGUUCUUCAGUCCUGCUUGGCUUCCAAGCUGACCAACAACUCCAAGAUUGCUGACCGGGGAGCAUUUCUUCAAUCGAAGCCUCUCUGAUCAGCUCAUUUGUCUGCCUGAUUCCAGUGCCAGUUCCAUCGGAUUUUGAUGCAAAAGAAAGGGGGAUCGGUAGGUUCUAAUUUUGUGACUGGUUGUUGGAGAGCAGAAGGCGCAAUUUCUUGGGGGUGUAUCCCUCCCUUUUAGCCAAAUUGGGGGCAAUUUCAGCCAAUUUGGUAGGAACCAAUAAAACCCCUUCGGAGGAUUUGUCAUGUGCAUGUUCCAUGAUUAGGAUCUGUAGCAGGAUAGUGUCUACUCUCUGGAAGUUUAGUGCAAAUUGUUACCAGUUUCAGUCAACUUUAAUCGGGACCAGAAAUUACCAAUUUGGAAUUUUCAGUUGGGCUGCAGUGUGCAUUCUUCCAAGGUCAUCAGUGGGGAAUUCGUUCGCGUUGGUGGCAGAUGGGUUGCUCGCACUCUAAAGUGGAGAAUGAGGAGCCCGUGAGGAGGUGCAAGGAUAGGAGGCAGCUCAUGAAGCAGCUAGUGCGCCGACGUCCUGAGCUUGCAGCUGCGCACAUUGCAUACCUGCAUGCCCUCCGCAACACAGGAGCUACUCUCAGGCAGUUUGCUGAGGUGGAGUCUGCAGUGUCACAGCAGCCUCCUGUAGGCCUUGCGGUGCCCCCGUCGCCUCCUCCACCACCACCGCCACCUCCUCCUGAACCAUCGGUGACAUCCUCAAUGCCACCCUCGCCACGCCCCCCGCCACCUCUGCCAUUUAGUCCAAUAACCACAAGAAAGAUGGAGAAGAGGGAUGAUGAGCUCCCCCUACCACUUCUGUCUUUUAGUCCAAUAAUAACGAUAAGAAAGAUGGAGAAGAGGAAUGAUGAGCUCCAUGGGGAUGAUUCUAUGGAUGAGGAUGAUGAUGACACUGACAGCUGCUCAACUCCUCUACCACCACCCCCGCCACCCGGUGUACCAUUGGAGUACCUGGAUCCUUUCAAUGUGCGCCCCUUGAAUUUCCCAUCUCCAUUUGCUGAUAGGAACGAUAAAGAAAUGGCCUCACAUGUUACCAUGGACGAUGAUAAUUGGGUGGAGACCAACACAGAAUUUGAUGGAGAGGAGGAUGAAAGGGUGCUUGGCAACGAUGAUAGCAUCGUGAGCAGGGUGGAGUUGAAUCCAGCAAAGAGUAGGGCUCUUGGUGAUGAGAACUCGUCAAUGGUGAGCUGGGUGACAAAGGAUUCAGAUUCCUCGGUGGUGGCUUGGAGGAGUAAGAAGUCACUUGCAGUGAUUGCUAAGGAGAUUGAUGAGUACUUCUUGAAAGCAGCAGCAAGUGGGAACGAUGUUGUCAUUCUUUUGGACUCUUCUGGUGGCCGGCCAGAUCCCUUGGAUUUAGAGGCAAAGAAAGGUGCAGGAAAAAAUUCCAAAUCUGCAAAGGUUUUCUCCACGCUUUCUUGGAGCUGGUCAUUCAAAUCACAGCAGGCUAACAGUGAAUCCUCAAUUCUGAAUUCUAGUGAUGCCUCUGGAUAUGGUUACCAUGGCAAAACGCUAGAGAAGAUUUAUGACGAGGAGCAAAAACUCUACAAGUUAGUCAAGGACGAAGAAUUUGCAAGGCUCCAGUAUAAAAAGUAUGCUUCAUUGCUACAAAAGCUAGAAUCAGGGGAGCAUGAUAAGCUGCAUGCAGAGAGAGUUCGGGAUACUAUUGAGGAAUUGCAAACUCGGAUAAUCUCGUUGGUGGAAGCUGUGAAUUUGACAUAUUUGUCCAUAUCAGAGCUCAGAGAUGAGGAGUUAUAUCCUCAGAUUAUUGAAUUAUCUGCAGGGCUUGUGCAUAUGUGGAGAAACAUGUACGAGUGCCAUCAGGUUCAGAACCAUAUUGCCCAUCAAGCUAGUCUCCUAGGCAACAGACCUGGGAGUGAGCCGACAAGUGACUCUCAUUACCACGCAACAUCUCAGCUGGAAGUUGAAGUCUCUGGAUGGCACAGUUCCUUCUGUAAUCUCAUCACAUUGCAGCGUGAGUAUGUAAGCAUCCUUAACCAAUGGAUUAAACUCACUGACUGCCUUCCUGAUAAUGAUGGCUUCAUGAGAAGUUCAUCUGGAAUCUGUAGCUUCUCUGAGGAGCUCCAGCGUGUGCUUGAGAGGUUACCCGAGAAGGUAGCAGCAGAAGCAAUAAAGACUUUUAUUUCAGUCAUACACUCUAUAAUUCUACAACAGAGUGAAGAGCGCCAGCUGAAGAAAAAGUCAGAGAACAUGGAAAGAAAAUUCCAGACCCAGUUAGAGAAACACAGUGAAAAUGCAAUGCAAAACUCAGCCCAGCCUCCACAUAAGAAUCACUAUUCAGUGUCAAAAAAUGAAACUAAACUGGACGCAUUUAGAAAACAAGUUGAGGAGGAGAAGGCCAGAUAUCUAAACUCUGUGAGAACCAGCCGAACCAUGACGCUGAACAAUCUGCAGACGAGCCUUCCGAAUGUGUUUCAUGCUCUGAUGGGGUUCUCAGGAGUGUGCGUCCAGGCAUUUGAAGGUAUCAGCACAUGCAGUUAAGUUGUUAUUAGCCACUCGGGAGCAGUUUCGCCUGCCAUUUGCUCGUGACCCUUGCUUCGAUGGCUGUGAUUAUUUAUUGUAAGUAGGAAAAGUAUAAACUGGUUCCACGUGAAUACACCUCCCUUCAAAUUUCUAGAAGUUGUUUAAAUAGUUUUGGGGGAUGAUUUUAAGUCAGUACAGGCAUAUUAGUCUUAAAUAGAUCACGAAGUCCCAGUUUGAGAAGAGGUGGAUACCUAUGAGGUUAGUGGUAGAAAUAUGAAGUAUCAUAAUUCAAAUAUGUGGCUGGAAAGGAUUCAUGUAGUCUUUAACAGCAUGUUCUCACGAUAUGAUGAUCCUAUACAUCUCAAUUUAUCUCCA